Porites evermanni is the source of this 1086-nucleotide messenger RNA. Lineage: Eukaryota; Metazoa; Cnidaria; Anthozoa; Scleractinia; Poritidae. The record is from the annotation of a GenBank genome assembly.
AUGAACGCGACAAACAGUUCUGUUGACAACGAAGAAUACUAUGAUUUCCGCACAAUAUCGGAAGUUUUUAUGCUGGGAUUUGCUCUUCUUUCUGUGGCAACUGUCCUGAACAAUGGAAUGUUUUUGUGGACUUUCUACAAAGAUCCCUUGAAGUGUCUCCGAACUCCAUCCGCCAUUUUCAUGGCUGGUUUGUCAAUCUCCAAUUUCCUCACUGGCCUUAUCGGAGAACCAGCUGUUGUGAUAAUCAUUGCCUUGUCUCUUGUUAACUUUGAAGUUAAAGACAUCGACAAGUUCUAUCGCUUUACCGAAGCAUUUUUCUCCGUCACGAUCACCAGUUCUUUUCUGAUUAUGUUAGCUCUGGGGAUCGUGCAGUAUUUACUAAUCAAGAACCCAAGAGUUUACGGAAAAAUUGUCAGCCCAAAGUCAGCGAUAAUUGGCGUGAUUUUUAUUUUCGUCUAUUCCAUCUUCUUUGCCGUGUUACCUGAAAUGACCGGCAUUGAUAUAUUCGUGUUUUAUGCUGUUGAACUGGCAGUUCACAACACUUUAUUGACAGUUAUGGUUGUAAUUCUCUACAUUAUGAUCUACUUUGCAUUUCGUAGGCUGGCUCAACGGCAUCGUGAUGCAGAUCUUAAUGAAAACGCAGAGGAACAAGGGCCUGUUACUGAUCUACACCGUCGCCAAGCAGAAAAAGAAUUUAUCUAUGGGACAAUUAUGUUGGCAGUGAUCCUGAUAAUAACAGUUUGGCCCUACUGCAUAAUUUUGUUCAUUGCACUGUUUGGCAAAGAAUUCUCUUUGACUGUAUGGAUAGCGUGGAUGGUCUCAGAGUUCGUUAUGAUGUGGAAAUUUGCAGUGGACCCCUUUGUGUUUGCAUGGCGCCUAAGGAAGUACAGGAAGUCACUGAUAAUGGUCAUGCAGAGAUCGUGCUCAUGUUUUAGGCCAACAGUACCUGGAGCUACCUACCAAAGGCACUUUUCAGAAACAACAGCUGUUCCAGCCCAGUCAGAAACCAGUGACCUUGAUAACGAUAUGCAGUUGGCUAUCAAUGAUAGCACUGAUGCAACAAACGAACAGCCUGCUAGCGCAUGA